Messenger RNA from Aegilops tauschii subsp. strangulata, 471 nucleotides. Lineage: Eukaryota; Viridiplantae; Streptophyta; Magnoliopsida; Poales; Poaceae. The record is from RefSeq and is a predicted model, not a curated record.
AUGAGGCACGCAAGGGGAGGGGCGAGCGGCAGGGCGCUGGAGCCCGAGGCGAUGGGGAGCAGCUGCAGGGGCGGUGCGUGGCGCGAGCAGCAGCGGGGCGAGGCCAUGCGCGAGCGCGGGCGUGCACGAGCGAGGCGCGUGCGGGGCGCAGCUACAGUAGGGGAAGCGGCGGCAGGGCGGAGCAGGGCCGCGCGGGCGGGACGUCGCGAGCGCGGGCGCAGGAGGACGACGUACAACAGAGAUGGGGAUAGGGAGGGAGGCUGGAGCUCACGGCGGGGCGUAGGGCACGGGGCAGUGGUGCUCGAGGUGGGGGUCGGGGACGCGGUCGACGAUGAAGAGGAUGGCGAGGCGGCGAUCCAGGUGAGCUGCUUGAGGAGAAGACGAGGAGGCGAGAUCCGGCGGGGGAGGAGGUCGAGGAUGGGGCGGCGAGGUCCAGCGACAGGGGGCGGGGCCGGUGAGGUGGCGACGUAG